AGCUCAACCACGGCACCAAACAGUUCGUUGAACAAAGUCAAAGCGUUAAUAUCGUUUAAAACCUUACGCGUCUAAAACUCAAAAUCAAAGUAUCAACUUGAGCUUAAAUAAGCUAACAGCAGAUCAACCCAAAACACAACCAUACACAAAAUAUUCGAAAAUACAUGUUAGCAUUGAAAAAUUUUCGAAACCGAUGUCAAUUAAACUUGUGUGUCAAUGAAUAACCGCGCAGAUACCAAAGCGAAGCUACUUAACAACCUAAGCCUUUCUAAACAUCUAUCAUCCAAACAAGGCGGCUCACGUACCACCAACUGCGGUAAUCGCCUAGAAUUUGCAUUACUAACGCUGCUACAGAACGUUCCUUGAAUCACGCGCCACCCAGCACUCCCCCACAGACUGAGCAUUAAGUUCUACGACUAAGCUCUACAGUUGCUUCCAUUAAUAACCAACCCGGCUCAUAGGUUAAUACGUCGUUAGUUUUUCUAGUACUACGUUUUUUAAGUAAAAAUAAA
This is a messenger RNA of Bactrocera tryoni, 512 nucleotides long. RefSeq lists its product as uncharacterized. The record is from RefSeq and is a predicted model, not a curated record. The transcript is spliced from 2 exons. Bases 217 to 366 code for a protein of 49 amino acids. Lineage: Eukaryota; Metazoa; Arthropoda; Insecta; Diptera; Tephritidae.